Messenger RNA from Oppia nitens, 1113 nucleotides. RefSeq lists its product as uncharacterized. The coding region runs from base 1 to 1113 and encodes 370 amino acids. The transcript has 3 exons. NCBI's taxonomy places the organism in Eukaryota, Metazoa, Arthropoda, Arachnida, Sarcoptiformes, Oppiidae. The record is from RefSeq and is a predicted model, not a curated record. Gene Ontology annotation, molecular function: protein dimerization activity.
AUGGAGUCUUCAAUGAGUGCGGAGUCAUUGACGGCAGGCUUCAGCCCAUCUGCGGUGAGGUCUCUGACAACAACAGGAGCACAGAUGUCACAGUAUACCAGUGCUGCUCAUUGUGGACCCUAUUCUGGCAUAUUUAAUGUCUCUUCUGUAUUAGCCGAGCAUUUAAAUGCUAGUCGAGUCACACCAUUUGGUAUCAGUCCUGGAAAUGCAGUAGCAAUGCUCCAUAAUCGUCACAUACCUGAUCCAUCACAUCAUCAUCACAGUAGUCAGUGCUCUAUGCUAUCCAUUCAGGACAGUGCCGCUGCUCUCAGUAUUUGCGGUAACGUUGGUAUUAACGGCAAUCCAUUGACGACAAUGAGUGACUUGAGCUCACCGACGCCCAGCACUGAUGGUGAUUCUACUGGUGAUCAUUACCACACUGAAGACAGCAUAACCUCUGCACCAGAAGAUAAUAAAUUAUUUACAAUAAAGCGUGUCAUACAUCAAACAUCUCAACAUCAUUACAAUCAUCCGAAAGCACUGGAAUGUAACCAAACGUUUGCGGCCAAAGAGCAGGAAAACAAUUUAAUUAACGGAAAUAAAAGCCGAUGUAAUGCCCAACAAAAGAAACACCGACUCGGAAAAACUCACAUACGUCUGAACAUUAAUGCCAGAGAACGGCGCCGAAUGCAUGACCUCAACGAUGCUUUGGAUGAGUUGAGAACAGUCAUACCAUACGCCCACUCGCCGUCUGUAAGAAAACUGUCUAAAAUUGCAACUUUACUUUUGGCCAAAAAUUAUAUUUUAAUGCAGGGAAAUGCAUUGGAGGAAUUGCGGCGGAUAAUAGUCUAUAUGAAUCAAUCGGGUGUUCCAUUGUCUCCGGCAAUGGCUGCUACCUGUGCUGCGGCCGCAUCACUCCCGUCACUUCACGCACACUUCAGUCAGGACAGCGGUCUAAUGAAUUUUAGCAGUAAUAACACUAACUAUCCAAACAGUCCUUCAUCUACACCAAUAAACAUUACAAAUAACAACAACAGUACGAGUAUUAUGUCGGAUAUAAUAGGAAAGACAUCACCAAAUAAGCUAAUGUCUUCUUCACCGCCAUUAAACUGUUCUCAAUGUGUGGACAAAUAA